Messenger RNA from Stylonychia lemnae, 498 nucleotides. The record is from the annotation of a GenBank genome assembly. Lineage: Eukaryota; Ciliophora; Spirotrichea; Sporadotrichida; Oxytrichidae.
AUGAGAUAGUAUGCAACAAAUAGGAAGAUAGUAGACGAAAAUACAUUAGCAUACAUCCCGAAGGAUACUUAUCUUUAUCCUGCUAAAAAUCUUGUAUAGCAAUUAGAGAUAUUAAUUAUCAGCUAUCCUGGAAUAUUAAUCAUACAAAAUUAAGCGGCGAUUUCUGAAAUUUCCUCUGAUAUUCCAAUUGCUUCGUAUAUUGGCUCCAAAAAGAAAAUUGGAAUCAUGAGUGGAAUGAAUAUCAUUAUAUUAAGAAUAAUCUGCCUAUUUAAAUACAGAGAGCACAGUCUUAAAUCAUUUUAUCCAUAGGCUUGGGAGAUCAUAGUACUUAGAUAUUAAUUAAAUGUAUAGCCAGUUGAAUAGAGAACAAGACUUGUAGUCAUGCUAGCAAGACCAUAAGAGGCUAAAUUAACACUUGAAUUAGUCGGAUGCUAGCCAAGAAGGACAGAGUUCCAAAGAUUGUAAAUCAUAAAAAACACUGUCCCAAUCAUAGGCUGA